AUCAUAUUCUAAUGAUAUAUAUUUCGUUGGCUUGUUACCUACUAUUCUUGCAACUCCAUAUAUGAUGAUUCGAUCGAGCAUGUAUGCAAGUGCCUUGAGCUCCUCAGAGAGCGACUCGGAGCCUGAUGAGCCAGUCAUCAGGGAACAGCCACGCAUUUAUCGGGCUCCAAGUAUUGAUGAGGAUGAGAAACGAGUUGUUAGAAGUGCAAAGGACAAGAGAUAUGAGGAAAUGCAGACAGUUAUUAGAAAUCUUAAUAAUCAUAAGAAGAUCAAAGAUAUGGGCAGUAUUUUUAAAGAUUUUGAGGAUCUUAUUAAAGUCUAUGAAAAAUCUAAGAAAAUGAACUAUAUUGAGGGCGUUCCUAAUUUUUACAUCAAGCAUAUUGCUGAUCUUGAAGACUUUGUAAACGAGUCUUGGGAGUCCAGAAAAAACUUAACAAAGGGAACCGCAAACGCCUUGACUAAGCUAAAGCAACGCGUAAAGCGUUAUAACCGUGAUUUUGAGCAGGCAAUUAAGCUUUACAGAGAGAAUCCUGACGCAUAUAGAGAAGAUGUGGAGGAGGAGGGAGAAGAUGAAAUGAGUGAAAAUCAAGCUAGUUCAGACCAUCAGGAUGCGAGAUUGAUGCCCUCAAAAAAAUCUUUUGGUCCUGGAGAUGAGUCUACGGAUGAAGAUGAUAUUCCACUCCCUAAAAAAAAAGCGGUGGAUAGUUACGAUGAUAAUGAAGAUCGAGGUGAAAGUGAUAGUGAAGAUGAUUCCUGGGGAUCGAGUAGUGAUUCAUCAGAUAACUUGGACAGACAAAUGGAGGAAUUUAAGGAUAAUCCGGCAGCGUUCUUCCUUAAGAAAACGGAACCUGAUGGAAAAGUGAGAUAA
Protopolystoma xenopodis is the source of this 868-nucleotide messenger RNA. The record is from the annotation of a GenBank genome assembly. NCBI's taxonomy places the organism in Eukaryota, Metazoa, Platyhelminthes, Monogenea, Polystomatidea, Polystomatidae.